UCGAGAAACCCGGACCUGUGAAAAGGGUCUCUUGUGCGGAACGCUUCUCAAAAUCUAUGUUUCCGCCCGUGCGUAUUUGACAAACGCAACGCGGAAAUUACGCAGUUGAAAAGCGUUUGUUUUAAGCGGCGCAAGAGGAACGUGUGUAGCGUGCGAGAUUGUUUUGGCCUCUCGUCCUUCACCAUGAUCAUCCCUGUUCGCUGCUUCACUUGUGGGAAAAUUGUUGGGAACAAAUGGGAGGCGUAUUUAGGUCUUCUUCAAGCAGAGUAUACAGAGGGUGAUGCUCUCGAUGCUCUGGGUUUGAAGAGAUACUGCUGUCGCCGGAUGCUUCUGGCCCACGUGGAUCUUAUCGAGAAGUUGUUGAAUUACGCACCGCUGGAGAAAUGAGGAGCUUUCUGUGCAACUGAAGAUGAAAAUCACGCUCGGCCUCUCAUAUUUUCAAAGACUUGAUCCUAAUGAAAGACAUGCAGGUGUGGGCUUCAACACAAACACGGCUGUGUCUUUAGACCACAUCUGAAGAAGCUUAUGAUGACGACUGUUUAUUUGCAUUUUGUUUAUUUGCAUUUUGUUAAAUAAAGAUUGAAAUGUA
This is a messenger RNA of Ctenopharyngodon idella (grass carp), 589 nucleotides long. RefSeq names its product RNA polymerase II, I and III subunit L (gene polr2l). The record is from RefSeq and is a predicted model, not a curated record. NCBI's taxonomy places the organism in Eukaryota, Metazoa, Chordata, Actinopteri, Cypriniformes, Xenocyprididae. Gene Ontology annotation, biological process: transcription by RNA polymerase II; tRNA transcription by RNA polymerase III; transcription by RNA polymerase I. Gene Ontology annotation, cellular component: RNA polymerase III complex; RNA polymerase II, core complex; RNA polymerase I complex. Bases 184 to 387 code for a protein of 67 amino acids. The transcript has 3 exons. Gene Ontology annotation, molecular function: DNA binding; DNA-directed RNA polymerase activity; zinc ion binding.